Bombus pyrosoma is the source of this 2167-nucleotide messenger RNA. Its product is annotated as putative glutathione-specific gamma-glutamylcyclotransferase 2. The record is from RefSeq and is a predicted model, not a curated record. Bases 953 to 1696 code for a protein of 247 amino acids. Gene Ontology annotation, biological process: glutathione catabolic process. Gene Ontology annotation, molecular function: gamma-glutamylcyclotransferase activity; glutathione specific gamma-glutamylcyclotransferase activity. Gene Ontology annotation, cellular component: cytoplasm. Lineage: Eukaryota; Metazoa; Arthropoda; Insecta; Hymenoptera; Apidae. The transcript is spliced from 4 exons.
UAUACGUUGCAUUCGGAUCUUCCAAAUUUGUCAAUGUCUGUUGUUGGUUUAAACCGUGAAAGUUCCAAUGAAACAUUCGCAAAGAUCGAGUCAAACAGUUCAAAGAUUUCUAUAUAUUCAACAGUCACAAAGAUUAAUCGCCAAAUUGUCAAUUUAUAUACGACCCUUCGAAGAAAGUAUCGACCAAGUAAAAUUUUGACGAAGAUCCGACUAAUUGGUCACAAAGGUAAUUAACUAAAAUCAUUCACGAUACUUUAGAUAAAGAUUUAGAUAUUUAUUAUUGAAAAAUGGCACGGGUGGUAUUGAAAAACCGACGCGUAAAAGACGAAAAAGAAAAGAGACAUACGAUGAUUGACCAGAUGAAUAGGAUAAUAAUCCUGUAAAAUCACCAAGCGAAAGUGGGAGGCAACAUGUGCAUUAGAAUGUUAUAGUGGGAGUGAGUGUCUUGAUAGCGAGCUUUGAAGUACAUACCAGUCAUUGGGGUAAAAGCACAGUGGAGCCACGUGCUGCGCUUGUCAAAUCAAUUAUCUUUACGUUGUAAUUUCGAAUGAUAAAGUAGAAAACGGACGACUAAUGCUCUUCUUAUCUCUGCGUUUUUCUCCUGCGAUAAUGUAAAUUAAGUAAAAUAUGCGAAUGUGAAGGCUUCGAACAUUGAAGUUGCUUUAAACGUAAAUCGUACCUGAAAUUGACCAAUUGUCCAUUUAAAUAGUUAUAUAGCAAAUUGAGAUGCAUACAUUGACGUAGAGAGUAAAAGAUUUAAGGAAUAACUGUGAAAUAUCUUCAGGAGAUUAUCUUGGAAUAGAAUCGAAAUAUUUACCGAAACAGGAACAUACACAAACAAACUUCGCUGAGAUAUGCUUUGUUUGAACAUAAAGAUAGAAUUAAACAACUCAUUCGAAAAAGAAACUACGCUUGGCUAGAAACUUCCCCGUGUUUUUAAUUACCGAAUAAAAUGGAAGCUAGGAACAACAAUGGGAAUUUUCUGUGGGUGUUCGGAUACGGAUCUUUGUGCUGGCAUCCAGGUUUUAAAUACAAAAGAAGCGCUGUGGGGCACAUAAGGGGGUUCAAUAGAAGAUUUUGGCAAGGGAAUACGACUCACCGUGGUACAAUAGAGAAGCCUGGACGAGUAGCGACGCUGGUCGAGGAAAAAGAGGGCGUUGUUUACGGCCGGGCUUUCCAAGUCCAAGACACCUCGGCAUUUCCUUACUUGGAUAAUCGCGAGUGUAUUUUGGGAGGUUAUAUGACGACGAUUGCCACGUUUUAUAGUCGUGAAGAAAACAGGAGCUUUCCAGUCAUUAUUUACAUCGCCACUAACAAGAAUAAACAUUGGCUCGGUGAGGCGCCGCUUCAGGAUAUCGCUAAGCAAAUUUCUGAAUGUUCCGGCCCGAAUGGACAUAACGUCGAGUAUCUUUUACGAUUAGCAGAGUUUAUGCAUCGUUAUCUACCAGAAGCCCAAGACGAGCAUUUGUUUACAUUGGAAUUAUUAGUACGUUCGAGGAUAAAGGAAACGAAUAUGUGUCUGGAUACGUUAAUGGGCAAGCGAGACUUUAAUAUCGACCUGGAGGACGUCGAGAUCGAUGCCAAGGAUGAGGACAGUGACUUAGUCACCAAUAACGCAAUCAAUAAUCUCAGGAAAAAUUCCUUCCAAUUGACUCUUCAUGUACCUGAUAAGACUUUGCGUUGUCUCAAAAUGUAGACUGCAUUUCCUAUUUAUAUCAAUAAUUAUCGAAUGCUUGGACCGAGAUGCAGAGAAUUUAUGUAAUUAAUGAUAAUAAGAUAAUAUUCUUCGUAGAUAAUUUAUAUAAAAACAUUCGUAUCUUUCGAGAACAUAUGUAUAUUGAAUAAUCAUUGUUCUUGAAUAGCUUGACUGUGAUACGAAUAGUUUAAGCAUAAUGCAAGUCAUAUGCUGGCAGCUUAGUAUUGUAAAAUAUAUUUGCAAGUACGAAUAUUACACUUUUAUUUUUAAAUAUGCUGGAAACUAUUUAGGAUUAUAUUAUUUCGAAAGUAAUUGUGCCUUAAUCGUAAGAAACGCGAACAUAGGGCAAAUGUCGCUUUCCACAAUUUUCUUAAUUAUAAGUUAAUGACAAAUUUUGUAUCCGAAAGGAUGAAACGAUGAUUUAUGAAAGAGAUAAUGUUUAAAUAUAUUACCGGAUAUUUCUUUUUCCAA